This is a messenger RNA of Drosophila ficusphila, 588 nucleotides long. RefSeq names its product probable prefoldin subunit 4 (gene Pfdn4). NCBI's taxonomy places the organism in Eukaryota, Metazoa, Arthropoda, Insecta, Diptera, Drosophilidae. The transcript has 2 exons. Gene Ontology annotation, cellular component: cytoplasm; prefoldin complex. Gene Ontology annotation, biological process: protein folding. Bases 101 to 517 code for a protein of 138 amino acids. The record is from RefSeq and is a predicted model, not a curated record.
CAACACUAAACCAAAUAAUCAUACAUUUUUGCUUAGAAAACAGCAACUGUUUGUAAAACAGCAUAAUUUAUUUAUUAAAUAUAUUGAAAACUAUUAUAAAAUGGCAGCAAAAGUAGCGAGCGGUACGAACAAGGUGUUCCAGAAUCACGAUGAUGUGCACAUCUCCUUCGAGGACCAGCAGCGCAUCAACCGCUUUGCCAAGCACAAUGCUCGCAUGGAUGAAUUCAAGGCCGAGCUGGAAACGAAACGCAACGAGCUGAAAUGCGUGGAGGAGGCGCUAGAGGAGAUCGAGUUGUUUGACGAGGACGAAGACAUACCGUUCAUGGUGGGCGAGGUCUUCCUCUCGCACAAGCUGGAAAAAACCCAGGACCUGCUGAAGGAAACCAAGGAUCAGGUGCUCAAGGAGAUCGCGAGCGUUGAGGCCAAAGCCAAGGUUAUUAAGGCCGAAAUGGAUGAGCUGAAGGCCCAUUUGUACCAGCGUUUCGGUAGCAAUAUCUCCCUGGAGAGCGAUGAUUAAUCAAAACACCCUCAUAAUUGUGCAUUUAACUUUUAACAGAAUAGAGUACACUUAAUUUAAACUCGCCUAAA